UGAAAUCAAACUAAAGUUGGCAUUUUAAAAGUAAUGUAUUAAACGUGUAAACAUGGUGUAACUCAGUAAAGUAGGUAAAGCUUGUUACAUUCGUAAAGAUGUUUUCAGGAAUCGUUAAAGUUCAAGAUUUAAAUGACUAUCUUUCACCAUCACAGGAUUGCGUCGUUCAGCUGUCGCAAAAAGAAAAUAUCAAAAAAAUCGAAAAAAAAAAUAAACAGUUAAACAACGAUACAGCUACUCCAAUUCGUCCUGACCUUAUAAAGUUGUUUCCUAAAAGAAAUAACCAUAAAGCUGUUUCUGAAAAAACGAUUAAUGUUUCACUUACAAACGAGUUAAAAAAUAGUAUUCAAAAUAGUUUAGAGGAACCAGAAACGUCUUCAUCUGCUGCUAAAAUUUCUCUCUAUGAUUGUCUUGCAUGUUCAGGAUGUGUCACUGCAUCAGAUUCCAUUUUUUUGCAAGAACAAAGUUUAGACAAAUUUAUGUCGCAACUAUCCUGCUCAACGUUUAGUGUGAUGACUUUUUCUUUAGAAUCAUUGCGUUUCCUUGCCAUGCACUAUAAAUGUGCCAAUUUUAAAAAGUGUUUUCAAAGACUUGUUACUUUUUUUAAGUCAAAACUGGGAAUUUCAGUUGUCCUUGAUGUAUCACUCUUUCAUUCAUUAAGCCUUGCUGAAUUAUCUCGACUGUUUAUACUCUCUUAUCAAACAGCUAACAAAGCGUCAAAAGAAAAAAAUUUAGAGACAGCCUUUCAUCAAAGUGAAAAUGACAUAUUCCCUAUGUUAACAUCCCAUUGUCCAGGUUGGGUGUGUUAUAGUGAAAAAACCCAAAAUCAAGCUAAUGUUUCAAAAAUAUCCCCACUUAAAUCUGAACAACAGCUUACUGGAUUUUUUGUGAAAACCCUUUUAAAAGAUUGUUAUAACAUGCGUAGGCUUUUGCAUAAAUAUCGUCAAACACUUUUUUUAUUUCCAUAUAAUCAUUUAAUCGAUAGUCUUCGAGUUAUUGAAAAAUUUACACCAGAAAAAUUUAACAAGCCUUACCUUGUUUCGGAAGCUAUUUUUCACGUCACAGUUGUUCCUUGUUAUGAUAAAAAGCUAGAAAUUUUACGAAACAAUAGUGUGCUACAAUUAUCUGAUAAUGCGAUACCCUUUAAAGAAGUUGAUGUAGCUUUAGCAACAAGUGAAAUUAUUGAACUUUUGAAUCAACACGGAAUAAUUUCUUCUAACGAUUUUCAUGAGUUACUUGUGGAAGAAAUUCCAGAAAAUUUGGAUAACAUUUUGCUAGAUACUGCAUCUUGGUACCCAUGGAUUUUUUUUUUAGAACAAAGUGUAAAACAAAUUCCCUUAUACCAAAACAUCAAGGAAUUUUUUCCCAUCAUUAAUGACCGUUCUAUAAAGACAUUAUUAACGCAUGGGUCAAGUGUUUGCCUUUGUUGUCAUUCUAUUUUGACAAGUACAAAAACAAAUGGAACAGGAGAAUUUCUCGAGUACGUUUUUAAAAUAGCAGCUAUGAAAUUAUUUAAUAUUCCUUCAAACGAAUGCGAUGAAUUUAAAUAUACCAUUCUUAGUAAUAAAGACUAUAAGAAGCUUCAACUAACUAAUAAAGAGAAAGUUCUUUUAACAUUUACUUAUGCUUAUGGUUUUCGUAAUAUUCAAAAUCUGGUACGAGAUUUGACUAAAAAGGAUAGCAACCAAUUACCAGAUUUCGUUGAAAUUAUGGCAUGUCCGCGAGGGUGUAAUUAUGGUGCCGGCCAAUUAAUACCGAAUUCUUCUAAUAAAACGACAACGCGUGAUUUGACACUAUUUUUUGAAAAUGUGAAGGAACCAUCCUUCCUUUUGUACCCUCAUGAAAAUCCAUUUGUUUACUUGUUUUAUCUGUAUACUAUGAAAACAUGUUCUAACAUGUCCACCUCUUCAUGCCAUGUUGAUCGAUUAUCUAUAUUUGAAGCUCAUUUUCAAGCGUUAACUAAAGGGAGUGGCGAUGAAAAGAAUACAGGAGUCAAUCAGUGGUAGUUGAUAUACUAAAUUCAGGCUCUAAAGUGUGGGAGUGAGAGAUGUUUUUCACAC
This is a messenger RNA of Hylaeus volcanicus, 2060 nucleotides long. RefSeq names its product cytosolic Fe-S cluster assembly factor narfl-like. The record is from RefSeq and is a predicted model, not a curated record. The transcript has 2 exons. Gene Ontology annotation, molecular function: 4 iron, 4 sulfur cluster binding. Bases 99 to 2006 code for a protein of 635 amino acids. Lineage: Eukaryota; Metazoa; Arthropoda; Insecta; Hymenoptera; Colletidae.